This is a messenger RNA of Mesorhabditis belari, 1140 nucleotides long. NCBI's taxonomy places the organism in Eukaryota, Metazoa, Nematoda, Chromadorea, Rhabditida, Rhabditidae. The record is from the annotation of a GenBank genome assembly.
AUGAGUCAUUUCCUUAAUGUCUGUAUUUUGCUUUUGCUUUUCGACAAAACAAUUUUCGCCGUUGAACAAUGCGAGGCGCUGUUUGUUAUCGAUGGAUCGAGUUAUUAUUUAACUUUUCGAGCCGAGAUCACCGCAAUCACCACUGCCGCCAGCGUGGCCUUUUCGAACACUCAAUCGAUAUUCUUUGCGAAUUAUUGGGAGUACGGAGGAGGGGAUGAUGAUGAGAAACUUCCAAAUGAUUUCUUGAAGAAAAAUGAUUUUCUCGAUGGAGUACAAGGACUACAGAGUUAUGGAGGAAGCGAGUCGAUCGUCGGAGCAACAUCAAAGCUAAACCAAUGGCAAAUCGAUACUGCUGUAAUUGUCUUAUAUACGGCUAGCCCACAAAGUCUGAUCACGAUCGCCGGAACCAACUAUACGGAACAAGGCAGAACGAUUGUCGUUCACUCAAAUGACGGUGUCGACAUGAGCCCUCUCUCUAACUAUCCAAGCCCCGGCAUUAGCGAGUACACGGCCCUGGUCGAGUUGAUCAUCGGUGUUUGCAAGAAUAUGCCAACAAAGCCCACCAUGCAGCCAUCACCGACCACGCAAAUUCCGGUUCUCCAGUGCCGUGCCCAGUUCUACAUCGACGCCUCGGUUUUGGGAAAACCCACAGCACCGCAGCAAACGGCGCUGAUCUCAUCGGCGGCCACGCUUCUCUUCAAUGGUUUGUCGGCCGGCGAGUUCUACUCGAAUUGCAGCAACAUCUUCGUCAACUGUUCCCUCAGCUUUCAUGCUGCCAUUGCAUCGUAUGGCGAUGCUACCAGUGUACCUCCGAAUCCAAGCCAAUUGAUGGACAGUUUCACCGCUUUCAGCACAGCUCUCAAUGCUCUCACUUUCAACUCUCCCGACAAUCAGAAUAUUGUCGAUGCAAUCAAUAUCAUCAAUGGUAAUGCAGAGUUUGCAAAUGUGAUUACAGUUUUGUUUACGAAUAGCCCACAAGCUCUUAUUGACAAUAUCACCGGAAAUGCCUAUCAAGAUCGGACGCUUGGCUUUGGAAUCUCGGGUCAAAACAUGUAUCACAUUGCGGAUAGCACGAUGAAUCUGGGAAAGCCGCCGACCGAGCUGUCCGCGUUAAUCAAAACCUAUUGUGGAUGGAGAUUC